Diaporthe citri is the source of this 4485-nucleotide messenger RNA. RefSeq lists its product as uncharacterized. The transcript is spliced from 6 exons. The coding region runs from base 1 to 4485 and encodes 1494 amino acids. Lineage: Eukaryota; Fungi; Ascomycota; Sordariomycetes; Diaporthales; Diaporthaceae. The record is from RefSeq and is a predicted model, not a curated record.
AUGUCUCUUCUCUCGGAUAUCAUCUUGCAGACACAUGCCAUCUCACAACGUGUCGAGGUUGAGAAAUCGACAAGCCUUGAUAAUGGCGUGAACCUUUCACCCAAAGAACAGGCCAAGAGCUUGGCUGCCAAGAACCGAGUCAUCCGAGCCUUGGAGAGCAUCACUCAGAGUCUGAAGGCCGACUUCGAUCCAACUCAGCAAAAGAGUGCUUCCUAUGGACUUCAUGAACAGGAAUUGCCUUCUGCUGAUGUGCAGCCCAGCCCAGACACUGUCCUUAAGGAGGGGAUGUCCGACAAGCCUGAGGGUCUCGGUGGCCAAGCUAUGUCUCUCAACAAGAUGGCCGAGGCGAUUGGGCCUAUCAUAAGCACCUUUGAUAGUGUUCUGUCCAAGCCAUACCUCAAAUAUCACAAUGCGACACUUACCAGUACCACUCCAAUCGUGGGUCUGAAAGGUGACAACAUCAUGUACAUCGAGACUCAGUCCACAGCAGUCGGUAUAAAGGAUGUCUGGUCGAUCUUCUCUCCUGUUCCUGAAGGAGCGAACGUCAACAGCAGCGUCGCCGUCCACUUCUUUCCCUACCAGGGUGACUUCAUCAUGGCCGUUGGCACGACUCUCUGGCGCAAGAAGCACCGUAGUGAUCUGGGCAGAUCCAGCGACGACAUCCGCCAAGCUUCCAUUGCCUGGCCGAAGCUCUACCAUGACGAGUGGGAGAAGAUUGGCGACAAGUGCCUGCCGGACGGAAACCUCAGGAGCAUCAUCCCCUAUGCUCUCCUAUCUGCUGCAGGAAACCAGAUCAAGUUUCAUCUUCUCAUUCUCACCCAAGAUGGCACGUUGCAGGUCCUUGACGGCAGCGAUCUUGGACCAAACAAUACCUUCGUCUCCAUGAACAAUAUCUCCAAGGAUGCUGCUAAGCAGGGCCUGGUAAUGCACAAAGCAGCCUACUGGAAUGGCAAGAUCAUUGGCUAUGAUGAUGCCGGCUAUACCUGGAACCUCUACCCCGACUUCAAUCAACGCACCAUUGAGGCAAAGGACAAGCAACAAGUUGAGCCAAUCAAGCAGCUUACAGCCACUGAUAUCGGCCCUGUUGGCGUUCAGAAGGACGGUUUUCUAUGGAUCCGCCAAGACAAUGUCGUCAACCUGGGUGUCGCCUCACCAGGCGUGAUGCUUGACCUCGAGACCCUCACGAAGUCCCUGAAGGACCGCUACAUCACCACUCAGACGGCGCUGUACCCGGUUGUCAACAAGAUCAAGACCUUUGCCGUAACGCACAAGUUCUUCUUGAAUUCUCUAUCGGAAACAGCCAAGGAACUUCAGAACUCUUCCAGCGAUGAGACAAAGAACAAUCUAAAGAUCGCCAGCGCGAAGAAGUUUGUCUCUCAUGCGAAGGUGUGGGCCACUCUCUUGAAGACCCAGAGCGAGUAUGGCGGUCAAUCAGUCAAUGUCAUGGGCCAGGAUCUCUCCUCGGUUAAGACGCAGCUCAGCCAGCAGCUGAGCUUGCUGAAGGACAAGAUGACUGCACUCACUGCGCAGCUGAAGGCCCUCAAGGACGCGGAAUCAAAAAUCAAGGCUGCCUUCUGGAUCUCCAUUGCUGUUGCCGUCGUCGGGCUCGGCCUCACCAUACUGGCACUAUGCACUGGGGUAGGCGCUGUGUACGCCAUCGCAGCUGGCGGACUGUUCGUUGGCGGACUAGUUGCUGUGGGCAUCUUCGCGAAGCGCUGGGCCGACAUCUCGGACCAGAUCUCCAAGGUCGAGGCACAGUUACGCGACGUCACCACAGCCAGUGAAGAGCUUGAGUUCGUGGUCAAGAACUUCAGCGAUCUAGAGGAUAUGUACGGGAAGCUCAGUCAAUUCUGGGGUAAAAUGUUCAACUCGGCUGUCAGCUUGCAGGGCAUGGACAAGGCGACUGCUCUACAGCUUGGCGCCGGCAUCUUGGAGGACCCGUCAUCUAUCGACGCAGCCAAGGACGUCACUAGACAGAUGGAGAAGGCUUGCGAUGUUUACCUGGCUGUGCUGAAUGGGUGCGGUAUCCGGCUGCCCCGAGACGAUUCUGAUGACGAAGAGGAAGACGCGGCUGGAGAUCUUGUCAGUACUACUGAUGCCGCCAGCGCCAGUGUGGAGUUCGACCAGACCUUUUACAAUGUGGUUCCUUUCAACAACGCAGUGUCUGAUGCUUGCGCGGCCCUCAAGGAAGGCGACUUCGACCUUUAUACUCUGAAGAUGAGGGACGCAUACACGAUCGAUGCGCACAGCAUUACCUCACAAAACUCGGGUACAACUCUUCUUGACUUUGAGGAUGUUUUGACCGAUGAGAGACCAUCCAAGGACAUUGCGAGUGCCUUCAUAGGCAGCGCAAUUGACAGCUCCGUGUCGGGGGUCACGGGCGUCCCUCUUAUUGACAUAAUCCCGGAGAUUUUCAGGUCCAAAAUAGCGAUCAUGAGUUCUUCGCUUCCAUUCACACUGCAGGAUCCUCAGAGUAAUCGACUCAACGGAUUGCUAGUCAAAGCCAGGACCGAGGUUGUUAGCCUGCUUGAUCAAACUAUUGAGCUCGGUACAAUAAGCCAAGAAUGGGUGGCUAGAAUGCCGGACUUACCGACCACAAAUGAAGACCGGAAGAUGGCGUCUGUAUACCGAGAUAAAGCCGGAAAGAAUUGCAAAGAGGCCCAGGCCAGUGCCCGGCUUGCCAACAACGCAUUCGUAGACUUCAAUCACGAGGCGACCGAGCUUCAACAGAGUCUAGAGCGCCGAAUCGUCAAAUGCAGGGACGAUAUUAGAGCAAGCGAAGCCAGCAGAAGGUCACUGCUAGACAGCGUCAACAUCCCCACGCCUGUCUGGUUCAUCCCAGUCGCCGGGCCUCUGAUCGGAGCCAUUGCGACAGGCGUGAACCGCUCCAAGAUCGACGAAGAAGUGAGCAGAUGCGAACGUCAGAUUAACGAUCUGUCCUUGGAAGUAGUGAAUCUGGAAUUCCAGAGGAAUGUUGGGGCGCUGUUCAUGGGACAGACGCAGACUUGGAUGGACUUCUGCCAGAAGGCUAGUCGUGCCCUCGGCUCCAUCUACAAUGACAUGACGGCUAUCAAGCUGCAGAUCAAGUACGAACUUGAGGUCGACCCAAAACUUUGGAAGCAAGUCACGGCCACAGAGUGGAGCAAGGUCCGCCGCGACGCAGAGGAAUGCAAGGCACUCAUCGGCAGCGCGCAAGAGACUUUAGCAGCUGAUUUUGACCUUGCGGUCUCUUCCAAGAGAGCUGACUCGGCCCUGCUGCAGGCUGUCACCCCUAGUAUGAAACUGAUGCCUGAGUUGCAAAGCCAGGUCGCCAACUCGAGAAUCGUGUGGAGCGAGAUUCAAAAGCUUCGCGAGUUGAACUACUCUGAGGACAUUGUGGCCUAUUUGGAUCCUGAGACCAAGAACAAGACAACUGUUUUUGAUAUGGUCGACAACAUCCGCACGACAUACAUCCAGAUGGCAGCUACUCAAUACAACACGGUGCAACAGCUGUACACCCUCGCGCUGAUCCAGGAGGCACGGUCCAAGAAUGCAGCGUCAGGUGCAAUUCCGAUGCAUAUUUUCCUGAAACACACCUUCUCCGCCAUUGAAACGGCGAAGAAAAAUGCGGCGCAGACGAAGAAGACAUAUGCCUACAUGGCAAACAACUUCAGAGAGAGAAUUGCGCUGACCAGACGCAACGUCGCUGAGCUCAGGACUGCCAUUACCGUGGCCAAUCUGGACAAGGCGCGCCGAGACCAGGAUUAUCGCGACAAGAUCAAUGGCAUCAUUAUUCAGGGAGCUCUUACAGCCUUUGCUACAGGUGGCCUGGUUGCGGCUGCUGCUGCUGCUGCUUAUGUUGGGGUCCCACUCGCGUCUGUUGCCUCGGUCAUCUCCGCAGGAGGAGUCCUGUUCGGCGGUACCAGAGGAAAUGGCGGCGAGACGACGGGCGAGGAGAUUGAUGGAAACAAGGAGAUUUCCAAUCGAGAAGACACCAAGAAUGAGAAUGAGAAUCCUGAUGGCCAUGAAGAUGCUGCUGCAGGCCACAAUGGGGAACCCGAGGAGGGAUUCGACACCACUACUGCGGCAAAAGACGCUGACACUGACACCAAGAAGCCCGAUGUCAAGCAGCACAAGCUCGAGGCCACCGAGCUAGGCAAGCGCCUGUUGGACAAGCUGAGCCUGCCUGAGCUCGCCAUGCUCGUUGCGCUCGUCGAGGUUGCCAUAUCGGUCAUGGAGCGCACCGUAGCUGCCAUGGAGACUUUGCAGAAGCCACUGCAGAAGCUGGUCGAGGGUAUCGUAGAGCUAUCCGAUAUAAUCAGCGACAUGGACGACACUUGCGACCAGCUCGCCCACUCGCUGGACUUCACCGCGCCGAUCCCAUUCACUAAGCAGGAUGCGAGCGCUGUCGCAGAGAAGUGGCAAGGUGUCAGUGACGCGUGCGAGGUUUGGCUCGACUUGCUGAAUGAGCAGCGUAUCUCUCCCAUUUCAUUCUCUCAGGUUUAA